AUGGGAAAGUCAAGAGAUCUAUUCAAGAAAAUUGGCAAUCUAAAAGUUACCUUUCAUGCCAAAGUGAUAAAAGACAAAAAUGGCAGGGAAUUAACAGAAGAAGCUCAGAUAAAGAAGAGAUGGCAGGAAUACACUGAAGAUCUAUACAGGAAGGAUCUUAACAGCAGUGAUGACCUCAAUAGUUGGUCCAAUGAGAUGGAACCAGAAAUCUUGGAGAGCGAAGGGAGAUGGGCCCUAGGAUACCUUGCAGAUAACAAGGCUGCAGGAGUUGAUGAAAUCCCAAUUGAACUAUUCAAAAUUCUGCAAGAUGAUGCUGUGAAAAUUCUCCUUGCCUUAUGUCUACAAAUUUGGAAAACUCAACAGUGGCCAAAAAACUGGAAAAGGUCAGUCUACAUCACAAUCCCCCAAAAAUGCAAUGCCAAAGAGUGCUUCAAUUAUCGAACAAUUGCACUAAUUUCACAUGCCAGCAAGGUGAUGCUUAAGAUCCUACAAGCUCAAUUCAAACAAUAUAUGGACCGGGAAUUACCAGAUGUGCAAGCUGGGUUCUGCAGAGGACGAGGCACAAGAGAUCAAAUUGCCAAUGUACGAUGGAUAAUAGAGAAAGACUGGGCAUUCCAGAAAAAACAUCUACUUCUGCUUCUUAGACUAUUCUAA
Messenger RNA from Pelobates fuscus (common spadefoot toad), 654 nucleotides. RefSeq lists its product as uncharacterized. Lineage: Eukaryota; Metazoa; Chordata; Amphibia; Anura; Pelobatidae. The transcript has a single exon. The coding region runs from base 1 to 654 and encodes 217 amino acids. The record is from RefSeq and is a predicted model, not a curated record.